Nematocida major is the source of this 684-nucleotide messenger RNA. Its product is annotated as GTP-binding nuclear protein Ran. Bases 1 to 684 code for a protein of 227 amino acids. Gene Ontology annotation, cellular component: nucleus; cytoplasm. The transcript has a single exon. The record is from RefSeq and is a predicted model, not a curated record. NCBI's taxonomy places the organism in Eukaryota, Fungi, Microsporidia. Gene Ontology annotation, biological process: protein import into nucleus; ribosomal subunit export from nucleus. Gene Ontology annotation, molecular function: GTPase activity; GTP binding.
AUGCAAGGCAGUCAAGGCGAACCCGAAAACACAUCCGCACCAGGACAGUUCAUGCUCGAGGGCCCAAAUAAGAAACUGGUGCUCGUGGGAGACGGAGGAACAGGAAAAACCACGUUCGUAAAGAGACACUUAACGGGUGAAUUCACGAAGAGAUAUAUCGCAACAGUAGGUGCUGAAACGUACGUUCUCCCCUUCUACACGAACUAUGGACAAGUGAAUUACACCGUAUUCGACACUGCAGGGCAGGAGAGAUUCGGAGGACUAAGGGAUGCCUACUACUACGGGGCUGACUGCGGUAUUAUCAUGUUCGACACAACCUCCAGAAUAACGUAUAAGAAUGUGCCGAAUUGGUACAGAGAUCUGCGCCUGAUUUGCCCGGAUAUUCCCCUCUGUCUCUGCGGGAAUAAGGUCGAUAUCAUAGACAGAAAAGUCAAGCCUGCGAAUAUGAAGGAUAGAAAAAUUAUGCAGAAUAUCGUAUACUUCGACAUAAGCGCAAAAAGUAACUACAACUACGAUAAGCCUUUCCUUUACUUCACGAAGACGCUGUACCAGAAGCCGGACCUUUUCUUUGUUGCAAAUUCGGCUCUCCUGCCCCCAGAGGCGGUGGUUGAUGAGGAGCUGGUCGAGAGAUUUGCUAAGCUUUCGGAGGAGGCCACAAACCAGCCAAUUCCAGACUACGAAUAA